UAGCUAUUUUCAUUCACAUUUCACACUAGCUACAAAAAAACAGAUUAGAGGGAAUUUUUUUACGCAUGACGAACGUCAUUUAACAGGUUUCUCGGCAACGUUCAAAUGACAUCGUUCUUCAUUCCACUUUUCGUAAUUUUUUCUUUAGCCUCGUAUAUUAUUUCUUUUACAACUUCGUAUCCAGGGCCAUCAUUGAAAGACCGUAGUGAUAAGACCGUGUUUUUGCCGAGGAAUGCGAGAUUUAGUUUGUAACUUUUCCAAAUAACAAUCCCCUAACAUGACCGUAGCAUCGAUCGUCAACGGUGGUAAAAAUUGCUAUUUUUAAGCGCGAAAAUUUUGUUGUUCUCAGAACCACUCGAGUUUUCUUUGCCGGCGGGUCCUGAAUACAAGUUGAGAAGGGUGCGUGGGCGCAGUUUGAUUUAAGUUCCCUACCAUGUCUUCUUUAAAAACAAAAAGGACAAAAAGUGGGAAUAGUUUCCUUUAUUGAGGAGGUAUGCGAAAAAGAAAACAUUUUGUUUCGCAUAUUCAUUUGGAUAAAGGACGGCAAGUUCAAAGCGGAAUGCUCUGUGAUUGUAAGACUUAGCUUUUGAACACCCAAACAUUCCCUGAUGACUGAGGUCUUGAUUCAACUGAUGACUGGUUGUGAGGCAGUCACCCUUUGCUUGCUUCAUUCUACAGAAGACGACUUUUUGAUUUCCCAUAAAAUAAUUUGUAUAUUUCUCGCUCGUAAAUAAGGAAUAUGGAUUUUAUAGUCAGCCUGUCAUUAUGUUUAAACAUGCGUUUGGCUUACUAAUGGGGGAUUUCCGUUUUGAUAACAAGAUAUUUUCCUGCGUAGGUAUAGCGCAUAAUUCAGCGGUGAAAAAUAGGCAUGUCCCCAUGGAAAAGAAUAAUAUCAUUGCUUUAUCAGUGAAAUAUCACUUUUGCCAGACUUUUGGGGAAUCUCAACAAGAUCCGUAAAUUAUUGUUUUAUCUAUGAAAAAAGGCCACAAGCCACAAAGGGCAAAACAUUGGAAGUUCUAGUUAGCCCUCGACAAACAAUCCUGUUUUUAAUAAAAUUCACAGAUCAAUCUUACUUUGUCCCUAACAAUACUUUUAACAAGUCUCAGAAAUUUUAUUCUUUAAGAUAAUGCCUGCUACGAACCAGGUGAAGAUUAUUCUGCCUGCGUAGCUCUGGGACAAGCAUAACUGAUAAUUAUUUCAUGGCUUCAUACGAAAUAUCAGAAUAUUGCGAAUUGUUUAGGCUCGUGGAGAGAUUUUGGAUCGGCGAUAUCAAAACCAGAUGUUUUCUUCUCGUAUCAAUUCUUGAAAUAUACCGAAUUUAUUGCCAAUGAAAACAGUCAUUUUCAUUAGUCCACUCGGGUGAUUUUUUCCCCUCCUAUUUAUAACAAUCAGUGACUUUCUCCAGGCCGUUCCUAUUUUAAACUGAUGCAGCAUUUUUUCGCAAAGAUACUAGCUUGUUAUAUAUUUUUUUUAUUAAAAGAUUCCGCAGAUGCACGCUUUCUUGCCGUAUUUAUGUCUUAUAAAUGAUUUAUAACCCCACACUUUGAAGUAAAAGUUUCACCGGAUUUUAUCGAUCCCCUUGAAGGUCUGAAGUUUUCUUUUAAACAUGCACAAAUAAAGUAAAAAGUAAUAAAAUCGACGAAAGAUUACAAACUACAUUAUGUUAUGAUUGUGUUUAUCUGCAUCUAUUGAACAAAAGCUCCGAGAGUCAAAGCCGAUAUCCGCAUUCAUUUUCCAAAAUUGGCGAGCAUGUCAUAGGAUUUACUUUGAUCGGAAAAGCGUCUUAACUUAAUUUACACCUAAAUCACAACGUUCAUCAACGAAAGAAUUUGCAUUUUAAAACCGAGCCUUUGUAAACAUCUCACAAACAUAUAAUGUUGCAGAUUUUUUGUUUUCAGUUCUUGUUUUGUUUCGAUCGCCUUUCAAGUAAUGCGCCUCUUUCUGGCAGACUCCGCGGCUAGCUGUCAGGAGGGUUUUCAUCUCUAAGAAGGAUUAAUCAUCUCGCUGAAAGGCAAAACUUAAAAAGCCCUUAAAAGUGACCGGCGCUAAUCAAGUGUAAAAGCCCACUUUACGGCCUGGAAGUUCGCCGUUUGUCAAGAGCCGCAUAGCUUUCUUUCCGCGGUCUUCUUCUUGUGGCACGUCAUGGUCAACGAAACUCUACCGGCAUCUGGCGUGCCGACUGCGCUAACGACUCCAGAUUACCCGUCUUGCCCAGACCCGAAUUCCAACAAGUAUGUGAAAGGCAUCAAAGCAGCUGCCUAUAUUUUAGUGAUGUUGCUCUCUCUGUUUGGAAACGCCAUGGUGGUCCGCGUCGUUCACAAAAACCGACGAAUGCGAACUAUUACAAACUACCUGAUCAUCAAUAUGGCUCUGGCCGACCUCUUGACCACCGUCUUCAACAUGCUACCCACAACGUACUGGAUUUUUCAAGGGCUGGAUGUGUGGGCUGUGGGCGGCUGGAUAGGAGAGGUGCUUUGCAAGCUACUCAACUUCACGCAGUCCCUCUCCAUCUCGGUUUCUGUUUUCACGCUUUGCGCGAUCGCGUUCGAUCGCUUUUUCGCCAUUUUCAGGCCGCUAAAACGCGUCAUUACGUUUCGCGUUGCUAAAGGUAUCAUCGCAGCAUCGUGGUUGUCAUCUAUCAUAAUUUCAGGCCCUCAACUUUACGUUUUGGGUAUAACUGGUGAGAAAGGCGUCGCCCAGUGCGUGGAAACCUGGGAUCCUCCGUUUGAUGAAGCUAAAGCUCCGAGAGAUUACACCAUCGCGCUGUUUUUUCUGCUUUACGCCUUGCCUUUGACGGUGAUUGCCUCUCUUUACUCGGUGAUCAUGAUGAAAUUGUGGCGAAGGCAAGCACCUGGGCAAGAACUCUCUUCAAAUCAAGAAAACAAAGACAAGACCAACAGGAAAGUUCUGAAGAUGCUCGUCACGGUUGUCAUCGUGUUCGCGUUAUCCUGGCUUCCGUUAUACGUGAGAAUGUUCGUGAUGUUCGCCGAAUCGGUUCGUUAUAUUUGCGGUCUGCCAUACGCAAUGGAUUUUCUCACUCUCUAUCUCGGACAUGCUAACUCAGCAGUGAAUCCCUACAUUUACGUAAUUUUCAACGAGAAUUACAGAAGGGGUUUCAGAACUGCGCUGUCUCGGCGUCAGCGAGGAAGCAGCCGCAUCUCUGAAAGUACACGCAGAACCAGAUCAAGCCGGCUGCAUGCAGACAAAAAUGCGAGUCUCCUACGCGCGGAUUUACGUGACAAUAACAAAGCAGCUUUGCGAUUCAACAAGAAACACAACGAAAACGCAUUGUUGCCCAUGACUACGACGACAGAAAACCUUUAAUUUUUUUCAGUGUAACGGUAAGAAUCAUUGCUUUCGCUUCAGGGCACGUUAAUUUAACAGAACUUGGCACUUUGAACAAUAAGCAACGCACCGAAGACAAAUGAUCUGAUUGACCUGCAGGGCUAAUAUCGUCGCCGACGGGAAAAGAGCGAAACGAUAGCGAAACUGUAACGAUAAUCGUUUACAACACUGAUAAGAAGUGCUUAAUUAAUUACGGAAUUGAAUUUAAUAUCCGAUCGCAUUUAAAAACAAAGUUUUAAUUUCGGAGAUGUCUCCUCGUAAUUAGCACGCUGCUAAAAAGUCAUGAACGAAUCAUUGAGAUAAAUGGUUUCUUUACGUAGAGACGAUAAGCAAAUUUUCCGCUUUUACCAGUUAAUUGACAACUUUCUGAAUAAUUAGGCUGCAAUGUGUAUAUGUUAUGAACUUCUGGUCUUGACCUGUAAUAAAAUAUGAAGAUAACAAGCCUUAUGAAAUCUCAACAGAUUCAAUCCGGGGGGGG
Messenger RNA from Orbicella faveolata, 3823 nucleotides. RefSeq names its product substance-K receptor-like. Lineage: Eukaryota; Metazoa; Cnidaria; Anthozoa; Scleractinia; Merulinidae. The record is from RefSeq and is a predicted model, not a curated record.